Lymnaea stagnalis (great pond snail) is the source of this 4740-nucleotide messenger RNA. The record is from the annotation of a GenBank genome assembly. NCBI's taxonomy places the organism in Eukaryota, Metazoa, Mollusca, Gastropoda, Lymnaeidae.
CAAAAAUUUUCCAAUGUGAUGAAACAUGAAAGCUCAUUUACUUAUGCUAAAGAGGAUGAAGUGUCAAAUAAAAAAAAUGUAAAUUAUCAGUUGCCUUUAUUUGAGAAAAUGUUGGGAAACACUGAAAACUUCCAAGACAUCAGUGAACUUUUUAAAAUGCUGAUAACCAAAGAUAGAGCAAGUCUUGCAAAAGCCAUCACUCUUGUGGAAUCAACACAUCCCCAGAAGCAGAAGAAGUCACAAUUUUUAUUGACUAAAGUUUUGAAACAUUUAAAAGAAGAAAAUCAACAUUCAAUUAAAGCACCACAGUCUUUCAGAAUAGGUAAGAAUAAAAAUAGAUCCAAUACAAAUAUUGUGACUAUAUUUUUACAAAUUAUAUUUUAAAAAGACAAAUUGUUUUUUUAUGUAAUAAAUUUGAAAUAGUUUUUUUUUACACAGCUUUUAUUAAUGAUUAUUUAAGUUUUUUAAAAAAAAUUUGUUGUCUUAGGUUUGUCUGGACCCCCUGGCUCAGGAAAAAGCACUUUUAUUGAGGUUUUUGGUAAAUAUCUCACAGGGAAAGGGCACAGAGUAGCCGUUCUUGCAGUUGAUCCAUCAUCUUCAACGAGUGGAGGUUAAAAAAUUUGAUUAAGUUAAUCUUCCUGGUUUAAAUAUUUAUCAUGAUGGCUUAUACUUAUCUUUCCUAGGUCACUCUCAUAUUUUAUAUUUCAUUAAUGUUGACUUCUCCUAGAAAUAAUCCCCGUCUUUUAAAAAAUUAAUUAAUUUCAUGCUCACUUGGAUCAGUGCGGGAAAUGUUCAAGAGGUGAUUAUUGAGGAGGGGCUCUGUGUGAGAGGAGUGACACUUUACUUCUUAUCAAGUUAUAUUUGUGUUGCAUGUGUACAUGCUCUUCAUUUUAAAUAUAUUUAACCCAAUCCUUGAUAUUAUUUAUUUUCCCGCAGGAUCUUUAUUAGGAGAUAAGACAAGAAUGCCUGAGCUGUCACGUGACUUGUCUGCAUAUAUCCGUCCUUCUCCAUCCAGUGGUACUCUCGGAGGUGUCACAAGAACCACUAAUGAAGCCAUUGUCCUCUGUGAGGGUGGAGGAUAUGAUAUUAUUCUUGUGGAAACUGUUGGUAACAAUUUAUAUUUAAUUUUCAUUUUUGACUUUGUCAUUUUCUUUACAAAUAUUUUUAGCUGAAAAGUGUCUUCUUGCUAUAUUCUAAAAAUAACUUAGAUUUUUUUGUUGCUUUUAUAUAUCUGUACACCAAUGAGGUACCAGCUUUGACAUAAUUUUUUUUGUACACCAGAGACAGUAUUUUAAAGUGUCAAUUGAGAACAUUUCUGAGUAAUUUGAUUCCUGACUAAAAAAUGAGAACCAAAGAAAUAUUAAUAAAAAAUCUGAUAGUUUCUUUGAACUUUACUAAAUAUUGUCACAUAAUCACUAUUUAUUUUGAAAACAUCCUGAAACAUUCAAUAUUUAUUUACAAAAAAAAAUAAAUCUCAUUUUUGCAGGAGUUGGUCAGUCUGAGUUUGCAGUGGCUGACAUGGUGGAUAUUUUUUGUCUUCUCCUGCCACCUGCUGGUGGAGAUGAAUUACAAGGUACUUAACCAAAUUCAUUCCAUAAGAAAUCAUUUCACCUUAUCCAGUUUUGAUGCCUUUAAGCUAAUGGAUCCCUUGACAAGAAGUUCACUUACUUUUAUAUGUCGUCAGGGAUAAUAAGUCGUCUAUUCUAAGAGCGCUGUAUGCAGUGUUCAGCAUUGCUUUUUAUGCCCAGGCCAGUACAUUAAAAUGUAGCGCUUGUAAUCAUUGAAUCCUAUUAACCCUUUGAGUUGCAUAUCGCCCGUUAAGAUACCAAGCAAAGGGAAAUAACUCCAUUUUUACAAUAAGCUUUUGAAUUUUAAAAAAUUAUAAAAAAUCAAUCUUUCAUCCAGUCAGAAAAACAAAAAUACUGAUUAUUGUAGAGAAAAAACAAAAUUUUAAUUAAAAUAAGUCUACAUUAUGACAAUAAGAAAUGUACACAGGAUAGAGGAAAACCUAAAGCCUAAAGGACAAUCAAACCAAUCGACCAGUAAGCCUUCAUAAGCCAAAAUACAGACACAACGCAAACUCAGCUUGUAGAUGUGUGAAGGGACAGGAUGUUGUGACAGGAAAUUGUAGACAUAUUCAAUUACAGAAGAAUCAAAUAUUUGCAUAUGAUAUUAACAGGUAACAUUAGGACAGCUACAACUAGAUAUCCUUCAAUGUUAAUUAAACAUAAUCAUCUUCAUAUUCUGAUCCAUCUGGAAUAUUAAGAUAUUAAACUAAUUCAAUAUCACAUUUCUUUAUUUCCAUUAUCUAUUUUUGCAUUCAUUUCUGCAUCGAAUUCAUUACUGUCGUCACUAACGGCGGACACACUUGCAAUUUGAAACAAUUCUAGAAAGGUCAUGUGCCAUUAAGCUUAGAUCUACUGUCACCAAAGCACUAUUUCAAAAAAAAAAAAAUAGCUGAAAAAUAAAACCCACAGCUACCAAGCCCCCCCCAAAAAAAAGAACUUGACACUUCCUGUUUAUAAAUAGGCUCUUUGUAACUCCUUAAUUAGAAGAGUUUAUUGACUUGGAAUAGUUCAAAAAGGUGUGCUGUUUACAGCAGGAUUCGUCCAAAACGCAUAAGAUACGGAAAGCCAUAAUGCGACAGAAAGGGUUAAAAUAUAGAAGCAAGAUCAGCUUCUAUUUUUUAAAUUUGUUUUCAUUUUUAAAAAUGCCAAUUAAAUGAAACAAAAAUAAUUGUUUGAAGGCAUCAAGAAAGGCAUAGUAGAGGUGGCAGAUGUAGUGAUCAUCAAUAAAUGUGAUGGUGAUUUGAUGCCUGCAGCUAGAAGAAUACAAGCAGAAUACACAAGUGCCCUGAAGUUUAUGAGACCUCGCUCAAGAGUGUGGAGACCAAAGGUAUUUUGAUUUUCAACUCUAGCUAAUUUUUGCUGGUUAACGUUUUUUAACUUAAUCAGUUUAGAAAUUAGUAAAAUCAUUUAAGUUUUGAUUAAGUCAAAAGUUUUUUAAAAGUCAAAAUGUAGAAGAAAAAAAAAUCUUUUAUGUCAAAAAUGCGACUGAAGACAAUAGUGAGAACAAAUGACCUGUAUACUGAAGGCAAUGGCAGGACUUAUGGGUCCAGUUUUCUAAAAGCAGUGGUGAUACCUUUGAGACCAGUUUAUUAAAAGCAAUGGUGGGACCAGUCUACUAAAAGCAAUAGUGGGACCUCUGGGACCAGUUUACUAAAGGCAAUUGUGAGACUAAUGGGACCUUUUACUCAAGUUAGUGGUGGGAACCUUAGGACUUUUUGGAUAAUUUAUGGUACAGGCUAAUGAGCAAUUAUAACAUAUUUCUUUUAACUAUUAUGUUUUCAAAUUCUCAUCUUAAUAUUGGUGACUGAUUUAUUUUUCUCACUCUUACCACAUCAGGUAACUUGCAUUACAGAUGACUGGUUUAUUUUCCUUUCUCUUACCACAUCAGGUAACUUGCAUUUCAUCCCUGGAAAAAAAUGGCAUUCCGGAGUUGUGGAACACAUUACAAGACUUUCAGCGCAGUUCUUUUGCUGCUGGAGAGCUGAUUAGCCGCAGGGAAAGACAGUUAAAACUUUGGCUUUGGAACCACAUACGAGACCAUAUCAUGGGACGGUUUGAGAAGCAUUCGACUGUUAAGAGCCUGAUGCCAAUGAUGGAAGAGCUCGUUGUCAAAGGUCAUGUGACACCUGGUCUAGCAGCUGAUUAUUUGCUUAGGCAAUUUAUAACAAAUUCUGGCGAGAAAGUGGAAAGUUUAUAGUAUUUUUCUCUUUUGUAUUUUUGUAAACAGGAGAAUAGCAGUAUUGUGUGGACUUCAUAGGUUGUACCUUACACAAGUAUAACAGUUAGUCAAACUCAUUUUUUAUGGCAGUAUCUGGAGUCUUCAAUAUUAAGAGUUCAUCAACAUACAGACUAUAAUUUUAGUUAUUGUUAUUGUGAUCGGAGUAGUCGUCAAAACUAAUUGAGUCACUGCACUUAAACCUUGAAUCAGUGACCUCUGUCUUUUAUACAUGGUUUACUGUAUAACCAUGAUUAUGGUGACCUCUGACCUAUAUUAACUGAAUAUUUGUGGAGUCAUGAGGACCUCUGACCGGUAUUAUAUGAGUUACUGUGUAAAUCUUGGCAUUUCAUGAAAGCUUUGAAAAAUCACUUAUUACAAAUUUCAUCAUAAAUCAUUUCAUCUGGUAGUCUGUUAGGUUGUUGAUUAUAAUAUUAAGGGUUUGUUUAACGGAUCAUUUAAAUUAAUGUUGAGAUGAUUGAUGUAAGACUGUGACUGACUGUCCACAUAAUAUAUUCACAAUUUAUACAGACUUUCUCCUUAAUGAAUGAUUUAAAUUUUAGUGUAACCAAGAAUACGUGGUCAAUAUAAAUUACAUGAGUGAUUACUUCUUGGGUUACAUGCACAGGAAAUCUUGAAUUCCAGUUCUAAAUUUGGCCCCACUUAUUGUCAAAUAGAGAAUUGUUGUAUUAUCUGUUUAGAAAGAAGUAUAUGUAAAGUCAAAAGUUAAUAUGAAGUGUGUUGAUAAUGUAAUGUUGAUAUGAGGUGUGUUGACAAUGUAGUGUUAAUAUGAGGUGUAUUGAUAAUGUAAUGUUAAUAUGAGGUGUGUUGAUAAUGUAAUGUUAGUUAAUAUGAGGUGUGUUGAUAAUGUAAUGUUAAUAUGAGGUGUGUUGAUAAUGUAGUGUUAAUAUGAGGUGUAUUGAUAAUGUAAUGUUAAUAUGAGGUGUGUUGAUAAUG